This is a messenger RNA of Closterium sp. Naga37s-1, 4944 nucleotides long. NCBI's taxonomy places the organism in Eukaryota, Viridiplantae, Streptophyta, Zygnematophyceae, Desmidiales, Closteriaceae. The record is from the annotation of a GenBank genome assembly.
AUGCGGAUCGUACGGUCCGUGUCCGUCGCAGCCGCUAAGCGCGCUGUUGGCGCGAGAUCAACGGUCUGGAUUCAUAUCCCGGGGAGCUUUAGCAGGCGCGGAGCGGCGGUGGAAGUGAGUGGGAUAAGAGGGGAAUGGCGAGGGAGUGGGGGAACGGGAGAGAGGAGAACAGAAGCGGGGGUGGCGGAGAGUGGGGGAACAGAAGCGGGGGCGGCGGAGAGUGGGGGAACAGAAGCGCGGGUGGUGGAGGGCGGGGGGAGAGGGGCGGCGCGAGAUCAUGGGAGCAGCGCGGGUCGAGGAGCAGCCGAGAUCAUGAGAUGGAGAAGCGGGAGCGGAUGGGGCAGGGGGGGCGCGGAGUGGGGGAUGGCACAAGCAGCGGGAGCGGUGGCAGGGGGAGCUGGGGAGACAGGGGGAGCAGGGAGGACAGGGGGAGCAGGGGGGGAAGGGGGGGACGGGGGGGAAGAGGGGGAAGGGGAGGAAGGGGGAGCAGGGAGGGAAGGAGCAGCUGGGAGGGCAGGGGGAGCAGUGCGGGGAGGAGCAGCUGGGGGGAACGGGGGAGCAGGGGGGGAAGGAGGGGUAGAGGGAGCGGUGGGGGAAGGGGGCGCGGAAGGGGCAUGGGGGGCAGAGGGGACAUGGGGAACGGGGAGAAUUGGAACGGGGAUAAGGGGAGCAGCGGAAGGACGGCGGAAGGUGGGGGUGGUAAGUGUGAAAGGGGCGGAAAGGGGAGAAAGGGGAGAAGGGGCGGAGGCGGCGGAGGGGGAGGAGGGGUACAAGGGGGUGUAUUGGGUGAGCGGGAGUGGGUAUAAGGGCACAGGGAGGGAUCGACGGCGCGAUGUGAGUGGCGCUCUGGGUAGCAGUGGGGAUGGGGAGAGGUGGAUGGGAGACGGAGAUGAGGGGGAGGAGGAGGAAGAAGAAGAUGAGGAUGAGGAAGAGGAUGAGAAGGAAGAGGAGGAAGAGGAGGAAGAGGAGGAAGAAGGAGAAUAUGAGGAGGAUGAAGAGGAAGAGGGGGAGGAGGAGGGAGAGCCGAGAGGAUGGAAAAGGAAAGAGACUGGGGUGAAGGUCGACGGGGUUCAGGGUUUUAAGCGCCAGGAAUUAUCCCAGGGUCUUUCUGCCGAGGAGAAGCAGCAGAUCUGGAGAGAAUCAAAUCUCAAUCCAGAUCUUCCCCAAGAUGCUGACAGGCCGCCCUGGAAAACUCUUCUGGAGAGACCAGCAGUGCCCUACGUGCGUGACGAUGCAGCAAAAUGGCAACGGAAAAUGGUGGAGAAGCGAGCAAGGAGAGACGCUGAGAGUGACAGAGAUUGGGAGAGGGGCAGGGAGUGGGAGAGGGACAGGGAGUCGGAGCGGGGUUUAAGCGGGGGUUUCGGGGAGAGGGACCAGGAGGGUGCUGCUGACAUGGCAAAGUUAAAGGUGGCGUGGCUGAUUGAUGAGCUGGCGGUGCUGCGGCCGGCAGCGAUCGUGAAGCUGCUGAACGCGCAGCGGGCGUGGAUAGGCAUGGAGCAUGUGGAGGGGGUGGUCAGGGGGCUGCUGGGACGAGAGGAGACUCUGCGGGCUAUCCGGGUAUGCGCUCAAAUGGGCGCGCCAAACCGCCUUCUACGCCCCAAUCCCCUCCCUCUAUGCCUGCCUGCUGUGUCAACUCACUCCCUGUCCCUUUUCUCCCCUUCCCGACCCCCCUCGUCCCCCCCACUGCAGGCGCUGAAAUGGGCGCGCCAAACCGCCUUCUACGCGCCCAUCCCCUCCCUCUAUGCUGACAUGCUAGACGCAGCAACGGCCAAUCAGCACGUGCCACGCGCGCAGGAGCUUUUCGACAUGAUGCUGACUCACGGGCUGGUGCCCCCUAGGCGGAACUACGAGGGGCUGAUCCGAAUGUUCCUAAGAGAAAGGCGACGGUUGCAGGAGGGGAAGGGCCCGAGUGGGGAAGGGGAGGAGGAAGACGGAACUGGAGGUCGGGAGGGGAGCAGAGCGGUGGAGAGCGGUGGAGAGGCUGGGAGAGGGCCCGGGGGGUUCACGGGGUUUAAGGAGAUGAAACAGGCUGAGAAGGCGGCGGCAGAGGUGGAGAGGGGUUGGGAGGUGUACCGGCAGAUGAAGCAGUUUGCCGAGCUCACCCCCAGCAGGGCUGUACAGGAGGAGAUCUGGGCAGCACUGACUGGAGGAGGCAGUGUCACUCUCAGGGGCAGCUCUGGGCGACACCUGGUGAAAGCAGAAGAGUUGCUGAGAGACAUGGAGGCUGGGGAGGGGAUGGGGGACGGGGAGGGGGGAGGGGAGGGGGGAGGGGAAGGGGAAGGAGAAGGAGAAGGGGAGGGGGGUGAAGUGGGGGAGAAGGAAAAGGAAGGGGUGCGUUUGCGUAUUGAUUCCCGUGCCCGUGCCGCCCGGUAUGCGCUACUGUUGCGCCAUGCCGGCCUUGCAGGUGACGUGGCACGCACCGAGAAUUUGCUCUCGCGGAUGCGGGCGGCCGGAAUACCGCCGAAUUCUGCCGCCCUGGAGGCGCCAGUUGUCGCGUGCGCAUUGGCCGGGAAGAGGAGGAAGGAUUGGGAGGGGGGAGGAGUGGGUGGGGGGAAAGGAGGUGAGGAAAUGAAGGGGGGAGGGGGAGGAGAAAGGCUGUUGAGUUUGGCAGAGAGAGCAGAGAGGGGGAUUGAAGAGCUUGAAUCGGAAGGUUUUCUGCCCGGGCAGGUGGUGCUGGCAGCGCUGAUGGAAACUUACAACCACUCCGGGCAGCAUGAAAAAGUUUUGCAGGUGUGGCCGAGAGUGGUGGAGUCUGGUAGCAAGUUUUCUAAAAGGGUGAAGAUAGAUACUGGGAUGGCGGAGGGGGGAGGGGAGGAAGGGGAGGGGGGAGAGGAGGAAGGGGAGGGGGGAGAGGAGGAAGGGGAGGGGGGAGAAGGAGAAUUGGAGGGGGGGGAAGGGAAAUCGGAAGGGGGAGGGGACGGGGCAUGUGAUAUAGUAGCAGGUGGCAAAGCGGUGAUGGUGAGAGCUUAUAACGCGUAUGUGGAGGGUUUGGUGGGUGCGGGGGAGAUGGGGAGGGCGGAGGAGGUGGUGGGGGAGAUGGCAGCUGAGGGAAUCCCUGGGGUGCACCUGAGGGAGGCUUAUCUGUCGCUGCUGAGAGGGUAUGUUCGGAUGGGUGGGAGAGGGGGAGGGGAAGGGGGGGUAGUGGAGGGGAUAGAGCAGGGAGGGGGAAUGGGAGAAGGUGGGGAAGGGGAGUGGAGUGGAGGAGAGGGGAGGGAAGAGGCACGGAAGUCUUUGGAGGCGGUGGGUGGGUGUUUCCGAGCCAUGGUUCAGGCUCGGUGCGAGCCGAACCAGGAGGCUUGGAACCUGUACAUCCGGGCGUUGAUUCAGGCUGGGAAGGUUGAAGAAGCUUUGAAGGUGUAUGGAGCGAUGCAUAGCGGUGAAGAGGCAACAAAGAAGAGAAAAGGGAAAAUCAAGUGUGGGGGGAGGAAGAAGGGGAAGGGGGUAGCGGUGGGUGCAGGGACGACUGAAGGAGGGAGUGAGGGGACGGGUGAAGCAGGGAGAGUUACGGUGAUUGGUUCGGGCUUGGAUGGAGGUUUGGCAGUGAGGUUCGGGCCGAACCAGGAGACGUACAACAUGGUGAUAGCUGCUGCUGGCGCCGCUGGUGAUGUUGACACGGUCCGAUCUGUCUACACCGAUUUGAGGGGUGGCGCUCCUCUUGCUGCCCGUGCUCCUGCUGCUGCUGCUGCUGCUUUCGAGGUAGGGGACACAGAGGAAGAGGGAGAGGAAGAGGGAAACGAAGAGGGAGAAGCUGUUGGGGCAAUGGUGCGAAGCGCGCCUGCAAAGCUUAAAGCCAGACUACUCGGUCCGGCGAGGCAAGCCGCCCUGCGAGCGGUCGGCAGGAGGCGUCUGCUAGCGGACGAAUCCGCAGGGCUGAAGCUCUCGCAGGAGCAGCGGCAGAUCUUAUCCGGGCUGAUCCUCGCUGGCGCUGAUGUGGCGAGCGAUGACGGGGCCGCGACGGCGGCGGUGCGGUUUGCGGUGGCGGCGGGGGAGGAGAGGAGGGAGAGGGUGAUUGAGCACCUGUAUGAGGUGUUUGGGGAGUGGGCUGCUGGUCCGAUUGUGGAGGAGGAGGUGAGUUUAGAUGGGGAUGGGGAUGAGAGUGGGGAGGUGAGGGGAAGAGUGGGAGGGAGAGCAGCGGGCGAGGAGGGGGAGGAAGGGGAGGAAGGAGGGAACAGAGAGGGGGAGGAGGAGGGAAACAAGGAUGGGGAGGGGGAAGAGGGUGACUGGAAGGACCAGGCUGUGGGUACCAUGGGCAGCCUGGGCAGCACGGGCAGAUCGGGCAGUACAACGGGCAGGACGCAGCGAGUGCUGACAUUCAGCACGGUGCCACACCCCUCCCUGGUGUUCUACCUCCACCAGUACCGCCCUGAGAAGCAGGAUGGCCGGGCCGUGGUGCCCCGUCUCGUGCACAAGUGGCUCACCCCCCGCGCCCUUGCCUACUGGUACAUGUAUGCUGGUCAACGCGGUCAACCCAGUCAACGGGGAACACGUGGUCAGCCCGAAGGGUCGAUUAUUCUGGAUGCGGGGAUGUACCAGGCGAAGGAGGUGGCGCUUAUAGUGAAGGCGCUUAAAGCGAGGACUAUUGACUGUGCCCAGAGCAAGAGGGGGAAGGGGAGCAAGGGGCAGCGGGCUGUGAGAUUUUCGGGGCCCUCGGCUCAGUUCCUAUGGAAAUUCAUGGAGCCAUUUGUUUUGGAAGAAGUGAAGGUAGAAUUGAGUCCUGUGGUUGGGGGUAGGAGUGGGGGAGGGAGGAGGGGAGGAGGGAGAGUGGGGUUGGGAAAGUUCACUGUGGGGGAGGGAGGGGUGGUGGUGGGAGAGGAAAAGUUUGUGGGUGGUGCGAAGGGCGUGGCGAAGGAGGAAGCUCGGGAGAGCGAAGAGGACCGGCGGGAAGGCUGGGUGAGUUUGACUCGGGCCGUGAAGGAGGGGAAAGAAGGAGGUUACACUAGUUGA